AUGGAGGCAUCAACCACUGCUGUCGCUCAGGGGGAAACCUCUGCAAAGUUGAUAGCAGUGCAGGAUGAACUCACUGCUGUCAAGGAGAAAGCUGUGAGCGAAGUUACUUGGGGCGGCCGCCAAUGUACAAGUCUACAGGCUAGUACUAGCGAUGGUGCACAUCGAACUGGUAUGGUGACAUCUGGUCGAUAUUGGCUGCCAGCACCAGAGGAAAGCAAUUUGCAGCGAAUGGCAGAUAUGAAGCAGACACUCGAACAACAGAUUGGAUUGCUGAAAGAUCAGCUUGGCAAUGUCUGCCGAAACAAUGCUUGCGGCAGUGCUGAUGAGGUGAUGGAGCUCCUCAGACAAUACAGACUGACAAAAGAGAAGCACAGUGCCACUUGUGCACAACUGAGCUUGCAGCACAGCAGAGUCGAGAAAAUGGAAUUCGAAUGCCAACAGGCACAGAAGAAUUUCUUGGAAUUGAAUGAAAAGUUGAUGCAAAUCUACAAGGCAUUGGAUGCUGAACGUCGGAGGGGUUGCUUGGAUGUUUUGCAGCAACAAGAUUCCAGAAUUCGCCUUGCUCCUGAAUACGUGGAGAGUUUGGCACACAAAGCCCAGGCUGAAGCUUAUUCUGCAGAAUUGAGCAGGUGUUUGGGCGAAAGCUGGCGUCACUGCUCAGACCUUGAGUGUCAAGUUGCUGUGUUGAAACAUGAGCAUGCUUGGUGCCGUGUGGACAACGCUUUCACUCGUGCACAGAUGAAGGAGCUGAGGCUGCAUCUGUUGUCUCUGAAUGAGCGUUUGCAUGAAAGAGAGGCUCAGCUGGUUUCUGCCCACGAGGAGCUACAAUUGAAAGAACAGAGCCUGAAUAUGGCAAAUGACGAUGUACAUCGCUGCACUGAGCAGUCCGAACUCUACAAGAAAGAGAUUUGUCGGUUGAAACAAAGAGUGGAGGAGCUUGAAGAUGGGGAGACUGAGCGCUUUCAAAUGCAUGCAAGAGUGCAAGAACAGGGAGUUGCGAUGAUGCAGGAGUCGCCACAGACACACCAGGUCAGGACUGCGUAG
Ostreobium quekettii is the source of this 1044-nucleotide messenger RNA. The record is from the annotation of a GenBank genome assembly. NCBI's taxonomy places the organism in Eukaryota, Viridiplantae, Chlorophyta, Ulvophyceae, Bryopsidales, Ostreobiaceae.